GACAUGUCGUUAUUUUGGUUUCGAUUUUAUUCUACAAUUUUAUUUUUUCUAUUUACUUUAGAAGGUACAAAUUGUUCUAUUCCAUCGAUUUUUUUAUCGCAGAAUGGUCCUCAACCCGUACCUUCACUCGACGAUAUCGAUGACGACACGUUUAAUGAACUUAUUAGGGAACGACCGGACUUAGAGCAUAUUCUAAAUAUUCAGAGAAAGACACAACUUCGCCGACAUGAGAUGCCUUAUUUAAUGAAACAAAAUAAAAAAAAUGGUAAAUAUGAAAAUGACAACGAGCGACAGAUAAUGUUGGUCGAAAACGAUGAUGAUGACAUCACGAGACCUUUAAGCGACUUCCAUGACGGACGUACCACUGUGAUAAUAGACCCAUCACUUGUGCCGGAAUACCCCUUAAACCCAAGGAAAAGGAAAGGAAGCUCUGGCAUAUAUAAAAAAGAACAACGUUUUAAUAAUACCAGAAGGGGUAUAUUAUGGGAUACUCCCGAAGAGAGGGCUUGGAAAAAUGCUUGGUGGGCGGCUCACUGUUACAAUUGCUUCAUCGGCCGCGGACACACACCACGGCACAAGUUGUGUCAUGCAGCGUUCCAUUCAAAUAAUUGGAAAUAUAGAACACAGAAGAGAUAUUUUCGAACCGCCUGUUACUACAACUGGGCUUAUCGAAAUUAUGGAUAUUGGAAGUAUAAGGCUUAUUCGUGGUACGGCGAAUAUGAAUAUCACUGGAGUCGUGGUCUAACAGUACACCGAAUGGGUAUGUAUACAAAAGGAUGCAUGAAGAGGUAUUCGGAUGUUGGUGAGGUCUAUACUAUGCGUGCUUGUCGAGGUUAUUGGCCAAUGUACAUAGGUGGCUACUUAGAACAUAGACAGAUUAGAAAUGAUCUUUGGAUCGGGAUAUACCCAAAUCAUACUUGUAGAAUGGCUCAUCACGCAACCUUGAUCCCAUUUAAUCGGGGAAUAUCACUGUUUGGUCGCUUACGCUCCUGCUCAUGUGUGGGCAGGUAUUGUAACAAUGCUGUCGUCAAUAAUAUUUAUAUGCCGUUACUUGUAAUUGAAUUUUUAAUAAUUUAUAUUGAAGUAAAGCAAUAAUGAUUGUAGAAUUUGGAGAAAUUAUUCAUUAGUUAUUAGACUUAUUAGACAAAGACGCUAAAACGGGCUGUUUUUUUGUCGAACCCUAAUAGUACC
Spodoptera litura is the source of this 1191-nucleotide messenger RNA. The record is from RefSeq and is a predicted model, not a curated record. Lineage: Eukaryota; Metazoa; Arthropoda; Insecta; Lepidoptera; Noctuidae.